Molecule: messenger RNA, 1726 nt
Organism: Saprolegnia parasitica CBS 223.65
Lineage: Eukaryota; Oomycota; Saprolegniomycetes; Saprolegniales; Saprolegniaceae
Exons: 1
Coding region: 34-1677 (547 amino acids)
Biological process (GO): cell wall (1->3)-beta-D-glucan biosynthetic process
Cellular component (GO): cell wall
Molecular function (GO): 1,3-beta-glucanosyltransferase activity
Source: RefSeq, a predicted model, not a curated record
AGUUUGCACUUCGACGCCGGAGUACCUCAGCCCAUGCGCAUUGCGACGCUCCUCGUCUUGCUGCCGGCGCUCGCCGUGAACCUCGCGUCCGCGCUCGCGCCCAUCAUCGUGCGCGGCAACUACAUGUACAACUCGGAGACGGGCGACCGCUUCUUCAUGCGGGGUAUGACGUACGAGUACGACGUGAGCGAUAAGAACUAUGCGGCCAACUCCAAGGCCGCGAUCGCGCGCGCCGUCACCGACUUCAACGGGACGCUCAACACGCUCCGCAUCUACAACGUCAACCCAGAGAACAGCUACAAGGAGUUUAUGACCGACAUGGAGGCCGAGGGUAUCUACGUCAUGGUGUCGGCGUCGCCCUCGAACGUCGCGUACUUUGGCUCGUACAUGUACUCGACGAUCACGAAGAACCUCGCGGCCGAUAGCCAGCCCACGUCGUGCUACCCGUCGUACCUGCUCGACUAUGGCAAGCGCAUCGCGCUCGCCUUCUCGCAGUUCAACAACACGCUCGGCAUGGUCAUGGCCAACGAGGUCAUGCAAAUGUCGCUGCGCCCCGCCGCGUGCGUCAAGCAGUACGUUGCGGACGUCAAGAACUGGAUGCGUGCCAAGUCGACCAACAUGCGCGUGCUCCCGCUCGCGUAUGCGGCCGCCGACAGCUCGUACGCUGGUGAGAAGGACGACACGGAGAAGCCGGCGGCCGCGCCGGCCGCGGACGAGUACACAGUCAUCAAGAUCCAAGGUCUUCUCUGCGGCGACAAGAUGGUCGACGGCACCAUGCAGCAGAGUAUCGACAUUUACCUCCUCAACGAGUACCGGUGGUGCAACAGCAACAACUUUGGCAACUCGUACCAGCGCCUCCUCAACCUCGCCAAAGGUGUCCCGAUCGUCAUGGCCCUCGGCGAGUACGGCUGCGACCUUGUCAACCCGCGCACGUUUGACAUGAUCCCAUACCUCUUUGACGACGCCAAGACGUCCAACGGCUUUACGGAUGUCUACUCGGGCGGCUACGCCUACUCGUUUGGCGAGGCGUCGCUGCCCAAGGGCUCCAACUUUCCGCUCUUCACGGGCGGCGACAUGGCCAUCUCGGGCAAGCCCGGCACGACCGCGACGCCGUCGUAUGCGAACCUCCUCUCGCAGUUCAAGAAAAACCCGACCGCGGGCUUUGCCAAGGCGGCGUGGAAGACGGACGACAAGUGCGCUUGGGUCCCGCCGCUUGCGACCAGCGUCGACGUUAGCAACGCGCGCGCCGCGUCCGGCUGGAUCCAGCCGACGUGCGACAAGAUCAAGGUCAUCUCGACCGACACGUGGACGACCGUGACGCGCGAAGGCAUGGUCUGCAACGACAAGGGCGGCACGUGCGACGUGCCGGUGCCGGCCGCGGCGUCGGGCAUCCCGACGCAGAAGCUCCUUUGCAACCGCGCCGAGAACGUCACGGCGGGCGGCUUCGCGUGCGUGACCAAGGGCGACUGCAAGAACGGCGCGUGCUCGAACGGCAAGUGCGUCUGCAAGGCGUGCUUCUCGGGCCCGACCUGCGCGAUCGCAGUCGCGGGCUGCACGCCGGGCUCGGGCCCGAACGGCGUCGACGCCACGGACGGCGGUGCGACGGGCAGCGGCGCCAGCACCCUCCACGGCGCGAUCUCGGUCGCCCUCAUCUUCGCGACGGUUCUCGCCAUGUAGACAGCCAUUCCGUUGGUCGUGUAACACGAAGUUGAACACUCUUUUUGAU